AUGUUACUACCCCGAGUGCAGGCCUACGCAGCUAACAAACUUCUGCACGCUUGGCGUAAAUCGGACGAUCGCAUAAACAAUGAACUGAACGCAGCUCUGCCUACCGCUUCCUUCUCUGAAUCUGUUGAUGCCGCAAAGCAGUGUUCCCUGUUUUUUGAUAAGUUGACUGAGCUACACAAGCGCCGAUUCACAGCCAUCAAGCGUUGCAUUGACGUCUCAACAAAUCGUGUAAACGAUCUUAAACAGAGGUACGAAAAGGACCCCACUUCCACAAUUUUACCUGCUGCCAUUCGGAAGGAGCAGUUGCAGUUACGUCAAUUCAAAUCGGAGACCCUGGAAGAGGAGAUCAUUCAGAACGCUGCUCUGAAGGUGCUCUAUGAACGCUGUCGGGAUCACUUCAGCAGUCCAAUGUUUGAAAAGUUCAAGUAG
This is a messenger RNA of Echinococcus granulosus, 429 nucleotides long. RefSeq names its product Coiled-coil domain-containing protein 58. The coding region runs from base 1 to 429 and encodes 142 amino acids. The record is from RefSeq and is a predicted model, not a curated record. The transcript is spliced from 4 exons. Lineage: Eukaryota; Metazoa; Platyhelminthes; Cestoda; Cyclophyllidea; Taeniidae. Gene Ontology annotation, cellular component: mitochondrion; mitochondrial intermembrane space.